Molecule: messenger RNA, 1464 nt
Organism: Manihot esculenta (cassava)
Lineage: Eukaryota; Viridiplantae; Streptophyta; Magnoliopsida; Malpighiales; Euphorbiaceae
Product: protein SRG1-like
Exons: 3
Coding region: 848-1261 (137 amino acids)
Source: RefSeq, a predicted model, not a curated record
ACCAUUAAUUGAUAUAAGUUAUGGUUAACCAAACCAAUGCUGUUUUUGGUUUCAAUAAUUUAGUUAGGUCUCCAAAUAUGAAUUUCUUGUUAUCUUUUAGGGUUAAAACAAUUAACACAAAUGAAAAUUCACGAUACACAAAUGUCACUAGUCUCUUUCUGUCAUUAAAAACAUAAAAUGUUUAGAUUUCUGUGUUCCAAUUCCUCCAUACAUCAAAUAUUAAUUAUCUUAUAUAUAUAUAUAACAAAAGAAAAUUUAUGAAGAUAACAAGAAAUGAACGCUACAAAUUGAAGAAAGCUGUCAAACCCAUUAAAUUUAAAAAUUUUGAGUUGAAAUAUAGUGAGUUUUAAAAAUUUGGAUUAAAGUGCAAAUAGUUAAUUGCCUUUGCCCAUUCUCGCCGUCGAUGGCCAUGAAAACGAGAUGCGUCAAAGAGAUGGAGACAAAUAAUUCACCCUAUACAAGGGGCACAUGCUUGUAGCUUAUGCAUCGGAACCACAAAAGCACUAAUUAGCUACUCUUACAGCAAGGAUUAAUCAUCUCUAGCUAUUCAGGCUCAGAUGCUAUGGCUCCAUCCAUGGAAACCAAACUUGGUAGCUCACUUCCAGUGCCAAGCGUUCAGGAGUUGGCAAAGAAGUCACCGAACAAAGUCCCAUCAAAAUAUGUGCGUCCUGAUCUUGAGCCUUCAAUCGCAUCCAAGGCUGCUUUGCAUCAAGUACCGGUGAUUGAUAUACAGAAGUUGUCUGCAGAUCACCUGGAUUUAGAGCUGGAAAAGUUUCAUUAAGCAUGCAGAGAAUGGGAUUUCUUUCAGUUGAUUAACCAUGGAGCGAACAAGUCAUCGAUAGAGAACAUGAAGAGAGAGCUUCAAGCACUCUUUAAUCUACCAAUGGAGGAGAAGAAGAAGCUAUGGCCGAAACCAGGAAACAUGGAGGGAUUUGGACAGCAUUUUGUUAUGUCUGAGGAUCAGAAGCUAGAUUGGGCAGAUCUUUUCUUCUUGAACAUGCUUCCAAUCCAUAUGAGGAAACCCCAUCCCUUCUCUGCACUCCCUACGUGUUUCAGAGAAGCUGUGGAAGAUUACUCAGCAGAACUAAGAGAUCUGGCCAUGCGAAUUCUUGAACAAAUGGCAAGAGCUCUUUGCAUGGACUUUAACGAAAUAAAAGAGAACUACCAAGAAGGAUGGCAGGCAAUGAGAAUGAACUACUACCCUCCAUGUCCACAACCAGACCUCGUUAUCGGCCUCAACCCCCACUCUGAUCCUAAUUGAUACUAGUAAGUUUGUUGCAUGAGGGAUUUUCUAGAAGGGUGAUUCAAUGUAUUACUCGUGAUCUGAUCUUAAUUUUAUAUUACGCCAAUGAAGCGUUGGCAAUGAUAAUUAAGGGCAUUAUGCUUGAUUCUGAUGUCUCAGGAUCAAACCUCUUUUUUUCUCAAUUUGAUGUAAUCUGCUCUAUAUAGACUUUAAAUGAAAGU